Molecule: messenger RNA, 2916 nt
Organism: Bactrocera neohumeralis
Lineage: Eukaryota; Metazoa; Arthropoda; Insecta; Diptera; Tephritidae
Product: DDB1- and CUL4-associated factor 8
Exons: 9
Coding region: 347-2668 (773 amino acids)
Cellular component (GO): cytoplasm; Cul4-RING E3 ubiquitin ligase complex
Molecular function (GO): protein binding
Source: RefSeq, a predicted model, not a curated record
GUGUUAUUUUGGAUUUCGCUAGACUGCACAAUUACGACGACGUUCAAUAUUUAUAACAUCGGCUUGACUCUCUUAAUUAAGUUUUAGACUAAUUUGGCUGCGAAUAUUAAAAGUUUUAUAUUCUGGAUAAUACUUCAUAAAAUUGUUAUAUUAAUAUCAAUUCCUCAUAAUAUUUCAUAUUUAAGCAAUUGAGACAAUAAUUUGGGUCUUUACUUAUACGUUUGACUUCUAAAAAUUGUUCUACGCAAACGACUCGGUGUGAUAAAAGCCAAACAUAACAAUAACGUAUAUAUAGAGGUGCCAACGGCAGUAGCUCAUCAAACUAAUGUGAAAAUUCGAUUAAAGUAUGGACAAAAUCGAGCAAUCAUCGUGUGACAAAAAUUUGUCGAAUAAUAAACGGAUAUCAGCUGAGAGCUGUUCAGACGACGACGAAGGUAAGGAAAUAGCAAUGGAAACCGUGGAGGCAAUUUUGGAGGCAGUAGUCACAGAACAAGUCGAUGAUAAUUAUAGUGAAAGUGACUCCCGUUCAACUCCAACAAAGACGGAUAAAAGUAGCAGUGACAGCGGAGUUUGCAUCAACAUUGAGGAGCAAUCAAUUACCAACAAUACGGACCUUAAUACAGAUAUAGAUAUGAAUUCUACCGAUGUAAACAGUACUGAUAACCUGAAUACGUCCUCCAACCAUUCAGGAAACAAUUUAGUACUUAGCUCUACCCUCAAUGAGGAAUCAGUAACUCAAGUUCACAAUGACCAAAAAACGAAAACGUCAUUACAACAUGAUGCUGAAAAAGAAACGGAUGAACAAUCAGGCAGCAAUAUUAUAGGGGUGAAACAACUUUGUGGUAGCAGUGAUACAAUUGAGUUACCCGCUUGGCCGCGUCAUACACGUCGUGGUGCUCGUAAUUACCGCCAUAGUACCCAAGACGAUGGUCAAGACGAUGAAGACGAAAGUGAUAGGGAAGGAGUCAUUGUUAAUGCAACUGAAGAAGAGCAAAUGCCGCUACUGUCGGAAUCAACAACACAAUCAACAAAUGCGGAGGCUGUUAAUAAUAUUGACACAUCAAUGCCAAGCGAAGCUGAGGAUUUGCCUGCCAAUUCCGACACCACGGGAAAUAGGUUGCCGUAUAUAAGCAGCAGUCCCAUUUUCAGCGACGACGAUGAUGACAUUGAUGAAGACGAUGACGAUGAUGAUGAUGACGACGAUGAUGAUGACGAUGACGACGAGGACGACACUGAUGAUGAUGAUGAAGAUGAUGCUGACUCCACUGAGCAUGCGAGCAAUUUAGCUGAAAUUAUGAAUAAACCUAAACCAGCAUAUACCUGGUGUUCGGCGUAUGAGCUGAUGCGUCGCGAACAUGGACUGAGUGGCGAUGGCCGCAGAUCUUUGAGUGGAGGAUUAUCUCCAGGUUUCAAUGCACGUUUUUAUGCAGCCCGACACGUUAUCGAACGUAUGAAGAUCUCCCAUUGCCUAACAAAGCAUAGUGGCUGUGUAAAUUGCUUAAAUUUUAAUCGCAACGGUGACUUACUCUGCUCUGGUUCAGAUGACACACGCAUAAUAGUAUGGGAUUGGGCGCUAAAGAAGCCAAAAUGCGUUUUUAAAUCGGGGCAUACUCAGAAUAUAUUUCAAACGAAAUUUAUUAACAGUGCAGGUGUUUUAGAUAUUGUAUCCGCUGGUCGGGAUGGUCAAGUACGCCGUUCAAUUCUACCGUCAUCUGGCGGAAAACCACAAACAUCAUUGCUAUAUCGUCAUAAUGGGUCCGUGCAUAAACUUGUGAUGAGCCCAAAUAAUCCCUUUGAAAUUAUAAGUGCCGGCGAGGAUGCCCAUAUACGUCUUAAAGACUUGCGUAGCGACGAGAGCUCAACUAGCCUUUGUAAAGUGCAGAGCAGUAGAAAGAAACGUAAAAUACGUCUUUUCAGCAUUGCUCAUCACCCCUACGCUCCGGAAAUAUGCGUCUGCGGCUGUGAUAACUUUGUUCGUGUCUUCGAUAAGCGCCAUAUGGCCAAACCAGUGCAUCAAAUGUGUCCCGAACAUUUAGUUAAAAGUGCUAUGCCUCAAGUCACUUGCGCUGUCUACAACAAUACAGGUAGUGAAGUGCUCGCAUCUUAUAGCGAUGAUUUCAUCUACUUAUUUAAUAAUAACAAAUACAAAACAGGCGAAUAUCUUCAUCGUUACCGUGGUCAUUACAAUCACAAAACAAUCAAAGGGGUAAACUUUUUCGGGCCCAAUUCAGAGUAUGUGAUCAGUGGAAGUGAUUGUGGCAAUAUAUUUUACUGGGAUAAAAAUACUGAAGCAAUCUUAAACUUUAUGCCUGGCGAUACUAUGGGUGUGGUAAAUUGUUUAGAGCCGCAUCCAUCAAUUCCGGUACUGGCUACAUCUGGACUAGAUAGCAGCAUAAAAAUAUGGACUCCAAGUAGUGACGUGUAUCCUCCUGAUUUGUCUAAACUUGAAACGUGUGUUAAACGGAACCUGAGACAUUCGGUAUUGGGCGAUGGCAGUGGGUUUAAUGAUCGCGAAUUUCACAACUUUAUACGCCAAUUUCUUCGUACUCCACCUCGUCGUGGUACAUAUCCGUCAGGUGAUGACGAACAUAGCAACAGCAGUAGUGACGGUGAUAGUGAUGGUUUCGAUUGUCCACAAAUGGAAGGUAUACAAUGUCAAACCCAAUAAACUUGAAUUCUAACACCAAUAUAUUUACGAAAAGUGGCGGAAUAGUCAAUAUGUUUUAUAGGUUUCCUGCUAGAAUGUUUCUUUCUUUCUUUUUAAAUUGUUGCCAACUUUUUUACACCCUUUCUUGUAAUAUAUUUAUUUGCACGAUGAUAUAAUGCGUCAAAGAGUUUAUUGCUUGUUAGACCAAAUUAGAAUUAUCGUGCCAAAAAAUGUUUGUUGGUUAUCAAAAUAUACAUACAUAUAUAUUU